Messenger RNA from Drosophila suzukii, 2797 nucleotides. The record is from RefSeq and is a predicted model, not a curated record. Lineage: Eukaryota; Metazoa; Arthropoda; Insecta; Diptera; Drosophilidae.
CACACUUAAAGUCAAUAUUUUUCAAUAAAACCCCCAUCAAAUUGCUGAUCAAACAAUAUCAAUAAAUUCUUUCCACUGUAGAGCCGGGUAAAAUGAAAUAAAUGAGCAGCAAAACGGCAAACACACACCGCUCGAGAGGCCAGACAAGAGGACCACCAUGAUGGCAGGCGGCUACAAAUGGGCAAAGCAUAAAUACACAAAAAGAUGCCAAAAAGAGGAGACGAGGAAAAAACAAUUUCAAUCAUCAUGAUCAUAAUUAAAAGGCAGCACACACAGAUGGAAUAUUCCCCGCAGCAACAUGUUGCUGCUGUGCUGUGUUGCUGUUGCUGCUGUUGCUGUUGCUCCGCUGACUGUGCAACUUCGCACAUCAGAAUUAAACGCAAUUAGAGCGAGCCGGAAUUAUCGGGCAGACAGAGAUAGCGAGCAUUUCGUGGGCGGAGCUCUGGCAGUUGGAAAAUCGAGGGAUUUUUCAAAAUGGAGGUGCCAAACCAGAGCGGGACGGCUAUUUCCCGCUCUCUCAGCCGAUCCACAGCCAAUGGAUGGACCGCAGCAGGUAAUCUCGAUCCAUGGCUCAAGACCCAAACGAGUCAAGCUCGUUUCUUUCAGCUCGAUCGAGAGAUCUCCUCCGCCAACGGAACUUGCUCAGUUGAAAUGCGAACUUGGCGAGCUCAAGACACGACCGUCGGCUAAGACACACUCUCUAUUUGUAUAUAUGAUAUGGCGGAAUUGUAACCCACAUGCGAUAUACGACAUACGACACCGGCGUAAUCAAAUUAACACCCACUCAUAUGAAAGACUUUUGUGCGGUGAUUUGCAUAAUUGACGCUAAUCGGCGGUAUCUCGUGCUCACCUAAAAAAGUAUAAGCCCCGACUCAAAAAUAAGAAAUAGACCCCGCCAAAUGUGACAGUGCUUUGUGUGUGUUUUCGAACAAUUGUGCAAGUGACAAUCGGCAAACAAAAGAGUUUCGAUUAUAUAUUAGGUAUAACUAUUUUAGGACCCCCAUCACCUUCAUCAUGAUCACCAUGAACGAGCUGGUCGAUCUGCGCAUGCAGCAGCAUAUAGCGCAUGAGAUCUAUCGCCAGCAGAUUAUGCAGCGCAUACCAGAUCCUUUUCCUCCGAUGCUACCAAUUCCUAUGCCUCGGCACGUGAUCAUGCCACCCCGAGUCACCCUCCCCGGCGUGGAGAUGACCCUUCAAAACGACGAUCUUUGGAAGCAGUUCCACCAAAUUGGCACGGAAAUGAUCAUCACCAAGAGCGGCAGACGGAUGUUCCCCUCGAUGCGACUGAGUGUUUCCGGUCUGGAGGACGAGAGCAACUACUGUGUGCUCCUGGAGAUGGUGCCCAUUGGCGACUGUCGCUACAAGUUCUCCGGAUCACAGUGGGUUCCGGCCGGAGGAGCCGAGCCCCAGAGUCCGCAGCGGAUGUACCUGCAUCCGGACAGCCCGGCCACAGGUGCUCAUUGGCAGGCGCAGCCCAUACUCUUCAACAAGGUCAAGCUGACCAAUAACACGCUGGACAACAGCGGCCAUAUCGUCCUGGCCAGCAUGCACAAGUAUCAGCCGCGUCUGCACGUCAUACGCACCGCUGAUCUGGCGCAGAUUCCCUGGGCCCCACAGCAGGCCUUUGUGUUCGCCGAGACCGAGUUCGUGGCCGUGACAGCCUACCAGAACGAUCGCAUCACCAAGCUGAAGAUCGACAACAAUCCGUUUGCCAAGGGCUUCCGCGAAACGGGACAAUCGCGCUGCAAAAGGAAGAUGUCUUCAUCGCCAACUGGCGAGGAUCAAGAUCAAUCGCAGUCCCAAUCGCAGUCACUAUCCCAUUCUCAAUCCCAAUCCGAGUCUGACAUGUCGCCGGCGAAGGGCAGUGAGACAGCAGGAGGAGGAGGAGGAGCAUCAACCAUCGGCGAUUUGGAUGGCCCGCAAAUUAAGCGCCUGAGAUCAAAUGGCUCCGCCUGCUCCUUAUCGUCAUCGCUGGAUGAUCCGUCGGCGCCUGGCGCCAGUUCCCUGGCUCUGGGCUCCCCACCGCCUCAUCCGCAUCCCCAUCCCCUCCAGGCGAGGAGUGCCUCCAGCGUUUUCAUGCAGCACUUCCAGCAGAAUAUGCAGAGCCUGCUGAGGCCCUCACUUGUGGACCUGGCCUGCACUUACUUCGGGAGACCCCAUGAGUAUGGAGGAGCAGUCCAGCCCACACCUCUCUAUUCCCCGGCAGCCAUUUUACAUCCUGGCCUGAACCUGCCUCCCGGCAUUUCCGGUGCGGAUAUCAUUUCCGACGAGUCGGGGGCUGAAGAAUUGGAACUAGAUGUGGGCAGUGAAACCACCACAGUAGAGCAGUCUUCGCAGGAACAACCACCGGAACAACCCUCUACAAGGAGCAAGGGCUUCAGCAUUUCGGCCAUCUUGGGGGGAGGAAGUUAAAGAUAACUUUGAUUUAUAAUAAAAGGGUUUCAAGAUCAUGUUUUACUCAGCUAAAAUGGUUUCUUCACUCAACUUUCUCCUGGAAACGAAAAAUAUAAAUAUAUAUAUUUCAUUAAAUAUAUUUUAUGUAUAUAUCCUAUUUCAUAACAAGAAAAACUCUGCAAUCUUAAUACAACUCAUUUAAAUAAGUGUUAUACUUUUAAUGAAAUGUACAAAUUAUACAAUAAAAAAUUUUACAACUUCUUAGAGAGUUCUAAUCUUAAUUUUAGAAGAGCUUACAUCUUACGCAUUGUACUCAUUCUGAUAUUAUACAGAUAAUAGCCUGAUUAGUUAAUAAGUUCAAAUAAACCUGAAACAAUUAAAGUUACUCUACAGUAUAAGAUAA